Messenger RNA from Aureococcus anophagefferens, 714 nucleotides. RefSeq lists its product as hypothetical. Gene Ontology annotation, biological process: nucleotide-excision repair. Gene Ontology annotation, cellular component: nucleus. The annotation marks the transcript as partial. The transcript is spliced from 2 exons. The record is from RefSeq and is a predicted model, not a curated record. Gene Ontology annotation, molecular function: single-stranded DNA binding; DNA endonuclease activity. NCBI's taxonomy places the organism in Eukaryota, Pelagophyceae, Pelagomonadales, Pelagomonadaceae.
AUGGGCGUGCAGGGCCUCUGGAAGCUUUUGGCGCCCUGCGGGCGGCGCAUCUCCGUGGAGACGCUCGAGCACACGACGCUGGCCAUCGACGUGUCCAUCUGGCUGACGCAGUUCGUCAAGGCCAUGCGCGACGACGAGGGGCGGCCCAUCCGCAACGCGCACCUCAUCGGCACGCUGCGGCGCGUCGCGAAGCUGCUCUACCACGGCGUGCGGCCCGUCUUCGUCUUCGACGGCGGCGUGCCCGUCGUGAAGGCGCGAUUGAUCCGCCAGCGGCAGAUGCGGCGCGAGAAGAACCGGGACGACCGCGAGGCCGCGAGCCUCCGGCGCGAGAUGAGCAGGAGCUCGCGCGACGCGGACUCGGUCACGGAGGACAUGCGCGAGGACACGAUGCACCUGCUCCGCCUCCUCGGCGUGCCCUACGUCGUCGCGCCGAUGGAGGCCGAGGCGCAGUGCGCGGCGCUCGAGGCCGCGGGGCUCUGCGAGGGCGUCGUCACCGACGACUCCGACGCGUUCUGCUUCGGCGCGCGGCGCGUCUACAAGAACAUCUUCGACGACCGGAAAUACGUCGAGGCCUACUACGCCUCCGACUGCGCGCGGGACCUGCGGCUGGGCCGCGACGAGUUCUGCGCGCUGGCGCUGCUGCUGGGCGGCGACUACGACAACGGCGUCGCCGGGGUGGGCGUCGUCAACGCCAUGGAGGUGCUCCAGGCCUUC